Pleuronectes platessa (European plaice) is the source of this 5937-nucleotide messenger RNA. RefSeq names its product sodium channel subunit beta-4. Gene Ontology annotation, biological process: regulation of sodium ion transmembrane transporter activity; cardiac muscle cell action potential involved in contraction; regulation of ventricular cardiac muscle cell membrane repolarization. The record is from RefSeq and is a predicted model, not a curated record. Gene Ontology annotation, cellular component: membrane; voltage-gated sodium channel complex. Lineage: Eukaryota; Metazoa; Chordata; Actinopteri; Pleuronectiformes; Pleuronectidae. Gene Ontology annotation, molecular function: transmembrane transporter binding; sodium channel regulator activity. The transcript is spliced from 5 exons. Bases 390 to 1091 code for a protein of 233 amino acids.
AGAGAGAGCCUGCACUCCUCAUUCAGCUGCUGCAUUCUCCAGCCUGCCUCUACCGCUACUUCCCUGCGCUGCUGCGAGUGCAGUGCUGGGGGUCAACCGGACGGGCUGAAAGCUCCCUGAAGGUCUUCAUUCUCCUCUCUGUAGGGUUCGUCCCUCUGUUCAUUCCGGGGGCAGGGUGCAGAGGAGGAGAGAAGAGGGAGGGACUGGGAGCAGGAAUUCAGACUCCUGCCUUCAGCUGCGUGGCUCCAUAGACACAUGAGAGGAACACACAGGCAUAUUUGUGUAGAUUAGACACAGCUCAGGCUUUGGCAGACAGGAAGGGGGUGGGGACAGACUGACAAAAAACACACAUUAUAUAAAUACAGAAGGACUGACAGGCAGGGAGUGUCAUGGCGUCAAUGGACCGCAGCGGUGUGAGGGUCUCUGGUCGGCUGAGAUCAGGGGAUCUACUUCAAGCUGGCCUGGCAGUUGUACUGCUGCUCGGGGUAUGGAGUGUUGGUGGACUGGAGGUAUCGACAGGUAAAGUGUCUGUAAUCGAAGCAAUGAACGGCUCCACGGUUUUGAUUCCCUGCACAUACUCCUCCUGCAUCGGCAUCAAAGACCUCUUCUUCAACUGGCAUUAUAAUGACAAUGGAACCAUGCUCAAGUUGUGUGAAGGAGAGAUCCCAAUGGAGGGCGUGGAGCCCAGAGGGGUCAGUGUGUACCAUGAACGUAUUGAGUUUGUCGGCUCCUCGAAGGGCAACAACAUCUCCUUCCUGCUGUGGAACAUCACCUUUGAAGACCAGGGAGAGUACAUCUGUUUCGCCCGGAACCCGAAAGAAAAGAACCGCAACCACACCGCUAUCUUCACUCUGAUAGUGGUGGACCAACUGAAGGAUCCUGACAGCAGUUUGACGGUCGUCAUCGUCUCUGUGCUGGGGGGAGUCAUUGGCUUAGCUAUCUUCCUCAUGGUGAUCAAGGGCUUGGUUGUUAACUUCCUGCUGGAUGGCGGUGAAAAAAAUAAAGAUUGCCUGGUGAACUCAGGGAACGACAACACAGAAAAUGGACUUUCAGGAGCCAAAGCCGACAACAAAGGGACGCCGAAGGCAUGAGCAUAAAGCGACGUAUGUCUGUAUGUUUGUAUAUAUGUUAGACAAAUGUACACGCUCAGAGAAGAGGCUGUUAUCGUUGGACUGUUUUAUCUUACUAGUGGCUAUAGCUAAUAACAAUAUGUAAAUGUUUAUUUUAAAUCAUGCUUGAGAUUUGGGGGGUGUGAGACAUGCACAGGCCUGGAUCUCUCGCUCACUUAUACGGCAGCCCAGUUGUUACACAGAGCCUCGGUUAUCAAAUGCUGCUCUGUAUCCUACUGAACCUCACAGUGCUCUUCAGAUCAGACUGAAUUAUUCCUGCUGCCAACUUUAUAUACACAUGCUUCCUUUUAUUCAAAGAAUUUCUUAAAAUAAAUUAUAAUCAGUAUUUAUUUAUUUUUAAAGAUUUGUGUUACAAAAACGCAAAUAUCUGCGAUAUCGCUUUGGAGGAAGAAUUUUGCACAAAGCAGAUUCUAAAUUGCCUUUUUUCUGUUGUUGUUGCUUUUAUUGAUAAAGUUUCUGGAUUUCAGUGACCCUGCUGAAAUACAGAUAGUAGUCUUAGUUGACUGUAUGUUUGAUUUAUCCAUUUGGAAUUCAUGGUGUCAUUGUAAUCCACAACUCUGAGUGAAAUCAGGACCCAAUCUCACCUCUACAGUCAACCGAACAACAGCAUAAAAGGAAGAGAAAAAACUAACAAACAAACAAGCAAACAAACACUUUUGUCUAUGAACCUAUUUUUUCAUAGACACUUUUUUUAACAGCUAGUUUUACUGUCGGGUCCAGGUCCGACACCCUGCCAGGUUGUGCUUGGUUCAUUCAUGCUGAAUCUGCAGAUUUUGAUUAACUCCUGUCUACAACUGGGCUUUCUAAAGUGACUGAAAGGAUCCAGUCCUGCACUGGUUUUCAUUGUUUCGCUUUAGAUGAAACACAGGUGCCUGUUCUGCUUCUGCUCCCUCUGCUGGCGGGAGGUUAAAAACACAAAAAAAUGUAUAAAAAAAACUAACACAUCCCUCAUCAGAGACAAUCCCCAGACCUGCCCAGCUCCCUAUAGAAAGGAAUGAACUUAAUCAUGCUGCUUCUGUCUAAUAACCAAUGCAUUUUUAGCAUGUGUGCAUUUUAUAUAACGUCAUAUAAGUACAUGUUGUCUCUUACCACAGGACAGGAACUUUUCUGUGCAUCGCUGUAUGGUCUCAUUUAACCCUUCACAUCAACUGACUGAAGCUGAGUAAAUGCCAGAUGAGCACCCUCCCUCUAAACACUGCGACAGCUAUUCUCACCCCUUUAACCAGGUCAGGGUGAUGACCCGUCUUUUAGGGUCAGGACCUACAGGUAUAUGUGGGAAAAGAAGGGUGAAAAAGACAAUUUAAACUUAUUAAAAUCGUACAAACUUAUUUAGUAUCACCAAAUUUAAGAAGUUUAAUACGUUGGCACUUUGUUCAAUGGCAGAUCAGCAACAUGCGUGCGCAUUUCUCCGGAAACCAAUUCACCUUUACACUUUCUCUAUAGAAGAACCACAGACUUGCUUGGAUAAUCAUAAAUCAACACCCUUAAAAUACAGUGCGCGUACAUGCAUCCGUGAUUGUGUUGAAGCAUCUAAACGUGACCACUGACACAGCCUCAGUUUUACAGGUAGCACAGCAGUGGGACAGAUCACUACAGAAGAAUGUAACGACUCAGUCAGGGAUGUUAAAUAUUGUCCAAUAAGUAUAGAUGUAUUUUAAUUCAUUAGAAAAAGAAUAUCUAACGUGUUAAUCUGUGAAUAUUCUCAAAAGGCCAGAAUAUUGCAUUUAUUUUUUGUUCUGUACAACCUGCCGAUACUUUCAAUGUUUCGAGUUCUGAGAGUUCAGAUUAGACCAAAACUACUUGGUGUGAUUGUACCGACAAACAUACGACACUGAGGACUGUAAGUGUAGUAUAUACACAUUUAAAUUGUGGAAGAUUGCUCAAAUUUAAGAACUUGUAAUAUUUAAGAGGUAAUCACGUUUUGUUUAAGUAGCAAGAAUGGGACUCAAUAGAUUCCAUACCUCCGCCAAGGCCCAACAUUCCUCUAAAUUCACUAGAUCCGCAUUGGUUUUUGGCUCAUUACCAAAUCAUACACAAUCAUAAGUAUAAGUCCCCAAAUCAUGUCAGAGAUCCAUGAAUGAUUCACUGAGAAAUCAAUGAAAAUGGUGGGAAAAUAUUCGUGGAUCUGCUCCCUAAUCCUAGCCACAAUUCAAUUGAUUCUUUCUCUAACAUACUUCACAAUUCCACUAAGUUUGUGGUAAUCCAUCCCGGAGUUUUUUGCAUAAUCCUGUCAACUAUCAAACAAAGGCAGACAGAAACAUUACCUCCUAUAGGUGGUAUAUAGAGUGGCACUCAGUAAAGUGCAUACCUCUGUCAAGGCCCAACGGUCCUCAUUAUCCCUCAUUUUUAAUGAAGGUACUUCGAUUAUUGGAAAAUGUUGAAAAAUAUCUUGCCAUGUUAAAGAAAGUCAACAUUUAUUCCUGGCUCUGCCUCCUGAUACUGAUCCGGCACCAAACUUUAAAGGGUUCCUCCCUGACCCAUACCACAUCCUUCCACUGAGUUUCAUGGUAAUGCAUCCGGCAGUUUUUUGCAUUUUCCUGCUAAAAAACAAAUGCAGAUGAAAACAUAACCUACUUGGCGGAGGUAAGGUAGCAUGUGUAAAGUCUUAAUGAUGAAACCUCUCAUCCAAUGGGAAGUCAACAUUAACGAAGUGCGAAGUUGCUCAUUGGAAACUCGAACCUCUCUUUGCGACCCUCAGUAAGAGAGGUAGCUUCUGUGGAGCUGGCAGACAUGUGCCGUCACAGCCGCGUGCAUAGCUCAGAUAGCUAUGACAGCUGAGAGCUGCUCACAGACAUCUGCUCACAGACUCACAUACUAAAGAGACACUUUGAUACCAGGGUGCGGCACACUGGCCUUGCAUAUAGACGGUACAGCACUUUACCACUGAUCAGAGUAGCUGCACAAAACAGGAUAUUAUGGGAAAGACUUCAGUCAUCGUUCUUUGUGAAUUCACAUUGUGUCAAAUUGUUUUAGCACUGACUAUCGACAUGUUGUCUCAUUGGAACAGAGCUCUAUGGCAAAGAUUUGAUCUUAUUUUUCUAAUCGCUCCCCCACUUCUGUUAGCCUUCUGCUCUCUGACCCUGCAGUGCAUUUCCCUUCUUGCUUUCAAAUGGCAGCAAGAAGACGACAGACAGACCGAUCAUGCAAUAAACUGUUUUAAGGCACUUUACAGAUGUGUCUGGACCGGUUGCGAUCGCAACUCCGUCUGUCCGAGGCACUGUUCAUACGUAGCUUCACUCCACUAAUGUAUCUCAGUCAGACUAAUGUAUUGACAUUAGGUUCAUGUAUCUACAUUAGACAGAUUUAACUGCAUUGGAUCAAUCGAGAUUAGAUCCCUUUUACACUUGGCCUGAAAUUCCCUGCGUAGAUGGAAUAUCUUUCAAGGCGAGCUCGGAGCUUCAGGCCACAUUAUGAAACCACUUCUGACCACUUCUCUCUUCGAUUGAGGAAAGUUCUACAGCAGAUUUCUGAAAACCCAAGUCAUUAAUGUUGUGUUCCUCUGAAUCUGGAAAUAAUGGUAUGACCAGAGGUGUGGAAAAUCUUCAUGAAAGUUGUAUCGAGAGGGAAUUCGGAUAUAGUGUGGUUUAACCAAACGUCAUCACAUUACAGGCUUUAUACGGUGCUGUGUCGUAAGAAUCCAGUUCCAACGAAUUUGACAUGAGAUGUAAUUAGAUCUCUUUCAAAAUACAGAUGCCAUGACAAACAACACAUUUGGAAAGGGGUCGCACUUUGGUUUGAAACAUCCAAUGGAAUUUUAUUGCUGAGUAUAAAUAGGAUCAAGGCUGAUCUAUGUCCACAGACCCAAACUUGCUUCCUCAUCCCACCAUCUGUGUGCAUAUCCCUCUGUGAAGAGGGUCCAUAGUGUUCCUGUGGGAAAACAACGACAACACUGUUGUUGUUUUCUCUUGAUGUAACUUUCCUUCCUCCAUUACUCGAUCCUUGCCAAACAAAUAGGGGGAUUCCUGUAGGGAUUGUGAUGCAUCGCCUGUGUAUUUGUGGCCACAGUUCUAAUGCUUGCUUUGUUUUUUCUGUGAUCACUAACCAGAUUUUUUGUUCCCUGGAGUGUAGCCCAUUAACCCUGCCUCUCGGUUUCAGGAGAUUUAUUCUCUGCCGUUAUGGAGUUAUUUAUUUUCCUGACGAGAGUGAAAAACAUCCACAUCAAUAUUGGCCCAGUAAACUAGACGCAGGCUUGUGGGAAGGCUGUAAGGACGAUGGUCUGUUUCAAUGAAGGCCAGGUACAGCAUGUAUGCGGCAAACAGGAUAAUACGAUUUCAUGUAUGAAUGCAGACAGUGUAGAUCUACUGGAGCUGUGGAGCUGCUGCCUUCAUCACAACAUGAAUUUGUACUGGCUCAUUUUCUCUCUAUCACAUUCUGACCUGUAUGUAUUUCGCCAAGAAACAUCCUAACGUGGGUUGAUUUUGGCUUAACAACUGCUCGCAGUGUUUGCUGCAGUACUGACUCUGCCCUGACUAGAGUAGGACGCUCCUCUGCAGUGGUGCAGUACGCCACAGUCAACACAACGUGACUGCCACCUGGUGGUCCAUACCUAACACAUCAGACAAGCUUGGGCAGAAGCUGAUGAGACAAACAAACAGGCGCUUCUUGCUUUUUAAUUCAGACCAUGAACAAAAAUAACUGUGUCAAGUAAAGCUAGAAUUAUAAUUUAAAGUGUUAAGAUCAUUCUAACAGCUGAGACCGUUUAUGAUCAUUAAAUAUAAUUGAAGUGUUGCUAAUUGCGUACAUAAUGCUACUAGUUAGAUUGCUAAAAAUAUACAUUACUUACAUUAUUGGGUGUUCUAUCUACGUU